Symbiodinium natans is the source of this 2739-nucleotide messenger RNA. NCBI's taxonomy places the organism in Eukaryota, Dinophyceae, Suessiales, Symbiodiniaceae. The record is from the annotation of a GenBank genome assembly.
AUGAGUGCCACAAGUGCCAAGCCGGAACAUGAAGAUUACUCAGCGAUGCUCCAGACGGCGAUCCGCAAUGCCUCUACGCCCAGCUCUUCAUGGCCCAGCUCCUCAAAUCCCGCCAACCCCCCCAGCCCUGCACCUGUGGUCCGCGUUUGGGACCGCACUGGGGAGGUGACGAGGUUCCGUGCCGAUUCUUGGAAGCAGGCGGACACACUCCUGCAGCAGGCCCUGCAAAGCCACGGAUUGCUGGCCGAGGGUGAGAAGUGCGUCUCGAUGCGCGCGAAGACUGCCCUCGAACCCUGCGGCUAUCGGCGGAAGGAAGGGGCCAUACAAUGCUUGGAGGAUGGGGACCAGAGUUUGCCAAAACACGAUGCGGUCCUUGAGCUCGAGUUCGACCUAGAGGCGAUGCUGAACGACGACGUCGUUCACUUUGUCCGUGAUCUGAAGCUGCCGGCCAAGGAUUGGAGCCGAGUGCUCAGCAACCUACGGAGCAACGGCAUCGUCCAGCUGGAUGACUUCGUCAACCAUGAUGUGGCCCAGCUCCUGGAGGGCGUAGAUGGCGUCUUGCCAAACCUCCUCCGCAAGAAGCUGGAAGACGUGGAGAAGAAGGCGAAGGCCAAGCUCGCUGGAGGGGCCGAGGCAGCUGCGGCCAUGGAGAAGGUGAACCAAAGCCGGGAGGACGGCCUCACGCACGAGGAUCGCGCCUCGGUGGAGUUGGCGCACCUGGGCUUAGCGGAAGGCGCAAGGCCAGAGGAUCUCGUGGCCAGGCCCUCUGGAGGCUACUGGCACGGUAAGAGGCUCACCCUCAACGAGCUCAUCGCAGCUCAUGGCCUGUACCGUGGCAUCAUGAUCUCCGGCUCCGCGUUCGCCAACAGCGGGGACCCGAACUUGAAGGCAACUGUUGUGGAGCUGAAGCCCCGGUAUGCCGGUCUGAAUCCAUGGGACUCCCAGCAGAUAGAGACGCGGCCGGACAUCACCAGCUCAGAGUUCAACCUCGAGUCUGAGAGCGCCUCGGACUUGCAGGUCGCCAACGGCAUGGUCGAGAAAUUCGGCGAGAGCAGUUUCCGGUCCUCCGUCGCAGGGUGGUCUGCAGGGCUCAACAUCUUGGGAACAGGCAUCUCGGGUGGUGCGAAUCGGGGCACCAGCGAGUCCAGUCGGAGCGCUGCCGCGGGAUCAACCCGGGCACACAGCCGCACGUCCAGCAAGACCAAGUCACUCUCCAAGUCGAAAUACUACAUGGAGAGCAAGAUCGUCAUCGCUGUCCCUCCAGACUAUCUGAAGACGUCCCAGCUCUUCGAGGACAGCAGCAAGCUGACUUCCUAUGCAGUCUGCAAGAUGCACGGGCGCGUGCACUGCCAUGAGCGCUUCCUUGCAGGACUGCAAGCCCGAGAGGCCUUUAUGCAGCAGGUUGCAGAGGACCCCAAGAGUGCCGUGAAGUCUUCCUUGCAGAACCUCCUCUUCCAGUUCGGCUCCCACGUCUGCCCCAAGGUGACGCUCGGCGGAUGGUGGCGCAUCACCGCCGACCUGGAGAGCACGGGUGCCAUCUCUCGCUCGGAGGCCGAGAAGGCGGCGUCUGAGGCGAUCGAGAACGCCGAGCUGAGCUCGUUCAUCGCGGGCGCGGGCGCAGGAGGCAGCGGCGCCGCGGGGGGAAGUGUCAGCUCCGACCAGUCCACCGAGGCCCGGCGCCAGGGCAGCCGGUCGGGCAGCUCACAGGUGCGCUCGGCCUCGCGGACCAGCAUCCAGCAGACCUGGAAGGGCGGGGUCUCCGGGCUGACGGCCCCGAAGUGGAGGGAGAGCCUCAAGGACGAGUUCAACUCGAACUGGCAAGCCAUCGACCGAGACAUGGCCACCUGCACUGGCAUCUGGAACUUUGUGGGGGAUCCCGACCUGCAGAAGGCUCUUUGCUAUGAGUGGGUUCUGCAGUUCUGGAGGAGCUUUGGCUUCGCCACCGAUGACGUACCUCCCGGCAUCUCAUAUGAGGCCGUGUGCACCAGCACGCCCGAGAUGCAGUCACUGAUCGAGUUUGCACAGGACACCAGCGUGAGGAAAAAGUCUGAAGCGCUCGCAGAGGAGAAGAAGGCAUGUGAAGGCAAGGAGGAAGGAAAUUUCUAUGAUGCAGAGAAGAAGGAGUGCCGGCUCCGACAGUGCCUCUGCACAGUUCAGGCGGAUCUAGUCCUGGGAUCUACCGGUACAGACUGCCUGUAUGAGGGCGCGACGGAUUGUGAGGGCUGCUGCCUGGAGAAGCAGCGAGCUUCUUGCGAGAGCUUCGAUGAGUGUUUCAAGGAGCCUGGUUACGCGAAGAAAAGAAUCUUGGGUGACCUUCAGUGCCAAGCUGCAACGUGUAAGAUUGAGUACGACAAGGACACCUGCUGCCAGCCUGAGAAGUUUGCGCGCACUUUCAAGGUUGAGUUUGACGUGACUGAUUGGGGUAAUUGUGGAAAGAGUGACACGGUGACUCUGUGGCUGAAGGGCUACGACACCAAGAACAGAGAGGUGGAUGGGAAACACGUGGAAAUCGAUGGCAUGGUCACAGGCACCACGGCGAAGGUUACCUAUCAAGCCGGCGACGAGCUAUAUCCACAAGAACUUUGCAUAGUGAAUCACAAUGCGCACGAUGCCCUUUGUCUGGACGAGAUCCGAGUCUACAACAACGACGUCGAGAAGCUCUACCAUAUCGGGAACGCGCCGGACUUUGCUUAUGGUGACUGGCUCUAUGAUGGAGAGUUCUGUUCGUCCGUGGGGUAA